AUGUCUUGUUGUUGUUGUGCUUCUUCUUCUUCUUCUUCAAAAUUCUUUUUCUUCUUCAGAAUUCUUCUUCUUAUUCUUCAGCAUUUUCUUCUUCUUCUUCUUCUUCUUCUUCUUCUUCUUCUUCUUCAGAAUUCUUCUUCAGAAUUCUUCUUGUUCGGAAUUCCUCUUCUUCUUCAGAAUUCUUCUUCUUCUUCUCUUUUUCUUCUUCUUCAUCCAAAUUCUUCUACUUCUUCAGAAUUCUUAUUAUUAUUCUUUAGAAUUCUUCUUCUUCUUUUUCUACUUCAGAAUUCUUCUUGUUCGGAAUUCUUCUUCAGAAUUCGACAGAAUCCUUCUUCUUCUUCUUCUUCUUCUACAGAAUUCUUCACAAUUCUUCUUCUUCUUCAAAAUUCUUUUUCAGAAUUCUAUAGAAUUCUUCUUCUUCUUCAGAAUUUUUCUUUUUUUCUAAUUUCUUCUUCAUCUUCAGAAUUCUUCUUCUUCUCUUUAUCAGAAUUUUUCUUUUUCAAAAUUCUUCUUCUUCAAAAUUCUUCUUCUUCAGAAUUCUUCUUAUUUUUAUUCUUUAGAACCCUUCUUCUUCUCCUCCUUCUUCUUUUUCUUCCUCAGAAUUCUUCUUGUUCAGAAUUCUUUUUCAGAAUUCUACAGAAUUCUUUUUCUACUUUUUCAGAAUUUUUCUUCUUCUUUAAAAUUCUUCUUCUUCUUCUUCUUCUUCUUCUUCUUCUUCUUCUUCUUCUUCUCUUCCUUCUUCUUCUUCAGAAUUCUUAUUAUUAUUCUUUAGAAUUCUUCUUCUUCUUCUUCUUCAGAAUUCUUGCUAGGAAUUCUUUUUCAGAAUUCUACAGAAUUCUUCUUCUUCAGAAUUUUUCUUUUUCUUCUUCUUCUUCUUCUUCUUCUUCUUCAGAAUUCUUAUUAUUAUUCUUUAGAAUUCUUCUUCUCCUCCUUCUUUUUCUUCUUCAGAAUUCUUCUUGUUCGGAAUUCUUCUUGUUCGGAAUUCUUCUUCAGGAUUCUACAGAAUUCUUCUUCUUCAGAAUUCUUCUUCAGAAUUCUUCUUCUUCAGAAUUCUUCUUCUUCAGAAUUCUUCUUCAGAAUUCUUCUUCAGAAUUUUUCAGAAUUUUUCUUCUUAUUGUUCUUGUUCUUCAUCUCCUUCAGAAUUCUUCUUCUUCUUCUUCUUCUUCUUCUUCUUCUUCUUCUUCUUCUUCUUCAGAAUUCUCAUCAUUAUUAGGUGAACGUUAUUAUUUUCCUUUCAUCGUAACCUUUUCUUCACAAAACUGGCAUUACCGAUCUUCUAAUUACCGAAACUAUUAUGGGCGUUAUCAUUGCCAUGUUCCCUGA
This is a messenger RNA of Acanthosepion pharaonis, 1323 nucleotides long. Lineage: Eukaryota; Metazoa; Mollusca; Cephalopoda; Sepiida; Sepiidae. The record is from the annotation of a GenBank genome assembly.